Messenger RNA from Mercurialis annua (annual mercury), 1070 nucleotides. Its product is annotated as NADPH-dependent aldehyde reductase 1, chloroplastic-like. The coding region runs from base 49 to 933 and encodes 294 amino acids. The record is from RefSeq and is a predicted model, not a curated record. NCBI's taxonomy places the organism in Eukaryota, Viridiplantae, Streptophyta, Magnoliopsida, Malpighiales, Euphorbiaceae. Gene Ontology annotation, molecular function: oxidoreductase activity. The transcript has 4 exons.
UUGCAAUUGCAAUAUUUUUGGUGUAAUUUUCAGUUUAGGGCGGAGGAAAUGGCAACCGAACCUGGAUACAGAUUUCCACCGCAGAGUCAAGACAAGCAGCCAGGCAAAGAAUAUGUGAUGCAUCCUCAUCCUCAGUUCAUAAAUCCUCAUUAUAAGCCCUCUAACAAGCUCCACGGAAAAGUAGCUCUAGUGACAGGCGGUGACUCAGGAAUAGGAAGAGCUGUAGCAUAUUUGUUUACAAUAGAAGGUGCAGCUGUGGCAUUUACUUAUGUGAAAGGCCAGGAGGACAAAGACAAAGACCAUAUCCUCAACAUUUUAAAGGAGGUGAAGACUGAAGGAGCAGAAGACCCUAUUGCCAUUCAUACCGAUGUCGGCUUCGAAGAAAAUUGCAAGCAGGUUGUUCAUCGGGUGAUAUGCGAAUACGGGAAGAUCGAUAUUCUGGUUAAUAAUGCUGCAGAACAAAUCUUCACUCCUACAAUUCAAGAUAUCACUCAGUGUAGGCUUGAAAGGGUGUUUAGAACCAACAUCUUUUCUCAUUUCUUCAUGUCCAAGUAUGCAUUACAGCAUAUGAAAGAAGGAAGCUGCAUUAUCAACACCACAUCUCAGCUAGCCUAUACUGGAUAUGCAGACUUGCUAGACUACAGUUCCACCAAAGGAGCCAUAGUAUCUUUUACUAGGAGUCUAGCCCUGAAUCUCGUCCCCAAACGAAUUCGUGUGAAUGCGGUUGCGCCGGGUCCUGUGUGGACACCAUUACAACCAGCAUGUUUUCCUGCUGAGCAAAUUGCAAUAUUCGGAAGUCAAGUGCCAAUGGACAGAGCAGGACAGCCAUUUGAGAUUGCUCCUUCUUUUCUGUUUUUGGCUUGCAAUGACUGUUCCUCUUAUAUCACUGGCCAAGUUGUGCAUCCUAAUGGGGGUAAGAUUGUCAAUGCAUAAUUGUGCAAGUAGCCGUUUAUUAUCUGAUAAAGGAAUUUCUACAUCAGAUGCAAUACAGUCGUGAAUUUACCAGUUAAUUUUAAACUAUAGAAUAAAGAAAGGUCAUGAAGUGAAUAAAAGUCUUUAUUUGUAAAAUA